This is a messenger RNA of Emericellopsis atlantica, 1589 nucleotides long. RefSeq names its product 6-phosphogluconate dehydrogenase 2. NCBI's taxonomy places the organism in Eukaryota, Fungi, Ascomycota, Sordariomycetes, Hypocreales, Bionectriaceae. The coding region runs from base 428 to 1351 and encodes 307 amino acids. The record is from RefSeq and is a predicted model, not a curated record. Gene Ontology annotation, molecular function: NADP binding; oxidoreductase activity, acting on the CH-OH group of donors, NAD or NADP as acceptor; NAD binding. The transcript has 2 exons.
GACAGCUCCGUCGCUCCAAUUCAGUCCGGGUCGAUCAUCCGUGGUGCUCACCUGAGCUUACCCUAUAACUCAGGUCAACGAGACCAAUGCUAACCGCUUCCCAGAAUGAUCAUAGUUCUUUCAUCCAUUGAUUCAGGUUCACUGGCCCUUCUCAGGGGGGUAUUUUCCUGGUCAAACGAUGUCUCGCCAUUAUAGAUCUCUUGCAUCCUCCGGCGUCGUCAACUUCCUUCCCACUUUGAUACACUAUGGGGUCUGCAGCGUACUCGGAAGAACGGCAAUGCUAUUGGAGUCAGCGUCAUCCAGUGUCCCGCGCGUCCUUUAACUCAUGAGGUCACCAACACUCCCUGGCAACAUUGCACACUAGAUACAACAUUGAAACCGCUCAUCUACUGCCAGGAACCAAACCUUGAUACUACUUCUCUAAGCUAUGGCGCCCACGUUGUUAUGGAUUGGCCUCGGCAACAUGGGCCGAGGCAUGUGUAAAAACAUUGUGGAAAAAGCAGAUCUCUCGUCACCACUACUCUUGCACAACCGCUCGGUGCAACGUGCCGUCGACCUCAGCAACAAGCUCAGUUCCGACAAGACGGAAGUGGUGGAAGAUCUGGCGGCUGGCGUGAGCAAGGCUGACAUCAUCUUCACGUGCGUGUCCAACGACGAGGCGAUCAAUGCGACCUUUGAAACGAUGCUACAGGGCCAUGUCAAGAACAAGGUCUUUGUUGAAUGCUCGACGGUGCACCCCGAGACCACAGAGGCUCUGGCAAAGGCCGCCACGGCUGCAGGCGCCGAGUUCGUAGCCGCCCCUGUCUUUGGAGCACCGGCAGCGGCCGAGGCAGGCCAGCUCAUUGGGGUGCUCGCGGGCCCACGAGCGAGUGUCGACAAGGCCAAGCCGUACUUCAAGGGCGUCAUGGCCAAGGCUGAAAUCGACAUGACCGACAAGCCCUACGGCCAGGCGUUGAAGCUCAAGGUUCUGGGCAACACGUUCGUCCUCGCCAUGGUGGAGCAGCUAGCUGAGGCGCACACUGUAGCCGAGAAGUCGGGGCUGGGCACAGAGUAUGUCAAUGAUUUUGUGCAGGCCCUCUUUGGCGGGCCGUACGCUGCCUACAGCUCGCGCAUGCUGGGUGGUGCGUAUCACAAGAUGAAGGAGCCGCUCUUUGGUGUCGAUCUCGCGAGGAAGGACGCUCGGCACGCCAAGAGUCUGGCAACCGACGCUGGAGUCCAGAUGAAGAUUGUUGAAACUGCCGAUCAGCAUCUAGCCCAAGUUCAGGAGCAUGCUGGAAGCUUGGGGGACAUUGCUGGCAUAUACGGUGCUGUGAGAAAGGAGUCUGGCCUAAAGUUCGAGAAUGAUGCCUAAAGACGCGGGGCUAUGUAGCCUCGCCCGUUGCAAUGCAGAAUUUCAGUGUAGAUAAUCGCCGACGAGCUCAAUCUAGCUUGCAACUGAUUAUCCCCAGAAAAGUGUCUGGUGAAUUAUCUGAGAUGGUUCACAGACGCGAAAAGGAGCUAUCACGGCCAUCAGACCCCUGUCGUGGAUGACUAAUCUCGACGUCAGCUCCUUUGCCAGCGGCGGUUGCACGUGGUAGCCAACAUCACCU